Messenger RNA from Podospora anserina S mat+, 2778 nucleotides. RefSeq lists its product as uncharacterized. The transcript is spliced from 2 exons. The record is from RefSeq and is a predicted model, not a curated record. Lineage: Eukaryota; Fungi; Ascomycota; Sordariomycetes; Sordariales; Podosporaceae. Gene Ontology annotation, molecular function: glutamine synthetase activity; hydrolase activity. The coding region runs from base 1 to 2778 and encodes 925 amino acids.
AUGGUACAUAUAUCUCAGUCCUUCCAGUAUCAUGAUACAAUUGGUCAGCCAUCAAGUGCUGAUAAAUUCCCCAAGAACACCAUCACCCAGACGCAACUAGACCUGCUCAUCCACACCAUCCGAACGACACCCAUCGUCGACCAUCAUGCCCAUCCUCUUCUGAACUGGGACAACCAGACAGGAAAAUACCCCCUGCUCCACAUCACCUCUGAAGCAUCAGGCGACGCCAUCGAAAGCGCCACCACCUCUCUUGCCCACCUGCGCGCCGUUAGACAGCUAUCUACAGAACUCAAAUGUGCACCCAACUGGGAGAGCGUCGUUGCCAAGCUUGAGGCCGUCCGCCUGGAUCCUGAUGAACCCGAUAUCUGGGGUGACUGGAUAAGCCGCUGUCUGGAGGGUGUGCACACCAUCCUCUUGGACGAUGGGCUGGACAACAAGGAAGCUGUGGAAGACCUCGAUUGGCAUACUUCGUAUGUCCAGAGCCCAUGCAAGAGAAUCUUUAGAAUCGAGGCCAUUGCCUCGGACCUGAUCAAGCAUCUUAGCGCGGGCGAGUUCCAUGACGUGAAGAAAGCAGAGGCAAUCAUCAAGGACCCCGCUGCCCUGAAGGAGUUUUGGGAGAACUGGGCAGGGUCGUUUGACAAUGCUAUCAAAAACGCAAUCGACGACCCUCUUGUGGUUGGGUUCAAGAGUGUGGUUGCUUACAGGACUGGGCUGGACGUUGCCGGCAAGGAACCGAGUGGGGAUGCUGUCCAGCCCGCGUUGAAGGAAGUCGUCAAAAAGUUCUUGAAGGUGCGCACCGCGAGGCUGGAGGACUCGAGCUUGAACGACUAUGUCAUCCACAGGACGGCAACCCUGAUUCGAGACUACAUGGGGAAGAAUCACGAAGAGGAUAUCAUCAGAAAGCCCAGGAAACCGAUUCAGUUCCAUACCGGCCUGGGAGAUAGUGACUUGACUCUGGCCAAGGCCUCGCCGAGUCACUUGCAGGAGUUCAUCAGGUCGUACCCGGACGUGCCCAUGGUGCUGCUGCAUGCUGGCUAUCCCUUCACGAAAGAGAUUGCGUACAUGGCUACGGUGUAUAAGAAUGUGUAUGCCGACAUUGGGGAAGUCUUUCCCUGCAUCAGUAAGGACGGACAGGAGAGGGUGCUCAUGGAGAUUCUGGAACUGUGUCCCUGGUCCAAGAUCUUGUGGAGUACAGAUGGACAUUGGUUUCCCGAGACGUAUCUGCUGGCGAUCAUGCAGAUGAGGGAGGCUUUUGAAAACGUAAGUGCCAAAGAACUACUAGAUUACGUCUUGAAGGGGCAAAUCGGCUGGAGAGCCGCUAUCGUACUUGUCCAGGAUCUGCUCUUCAAGAAUGCCAACAAGCUGUAUCAUCUGGGGCUGGACUUUCCAAAGCCAGAGGAAGUUGCGAGCAGGUCUCUCGCGAGAUAUCCCAACCCAUCCCGCAACCUUACGCUGCUCCGCGAGCUCCUUAACAACACCAUUGAGCCGACGUUUGUUCAGAUCUGCUGGAACGAUUAUACCGCCCUGCAGCGUAUGCGUCUGGUUCCGUUCCGCAAGUUUAUGACCCUAUUGGAGGCAGGCAGAUCGCUGGACAUUGGUAUCACCAAGGCUGUUUUUGGUAUGAUCCAGAACGACCAUCUCAUUCCGAGCUCCUCAGCAACAGGAGAAUAUCGUCUACAUCCCGAUUUCUCCUCUCUCAAGCAUGGCCCUGUUGCAGGACACAUCAGCAUGCACGGCGAGUUUCGCGAGCAGGACGGGUUUCCCGUGGCGCUUUGUCCACGAUCGCUGCUCCUUCGGUCAGUCGAGAUUGGCUCCCAGAAGGGACUCGGGUUUCUGCUUGGGUUCGAGAUUGAGUUUCUGUUGUUGGAGCGUGUCGAAGACGAUUCGGUUCUGGACCGCUACACAGCUCUCAAGACCGACGGCCACGCGUGGUCUGUCUCCAAGUACUACGCCAACCCCAAGAUCAACGCUUUGCUCAAAAACAUGGUGGAGACCCUCGACCAGAUGGAUAUUUACGUGGAGCAGAUUCACGCCGAGUCUGCCACUGGCCAGUUCGAACUCAUCCUUCCGCCCUACCCGCCCGUUCAGGCAGUUGAUACCCUGCUGCACACCCGAGAUGUCAUGGCCAACCUGGCCACAGAAGCGGGCUUCAAGAUGACACUCCACCCCAAGCCAUUUGCCAAAGCAUGUGGCACUGCCGCUCAUAUGCACAUGAGCAUCCUGCCCGAAGCCGACGCUUUUGAUGCGGAGAAGGUGACGCGGCACUUUUACGCUGGUGUACUCAAGCACCUGCGCGCCAUCACGGCUUUUAGCUAUUCCAACGCGGCAAGCUACGACAGGGCGCAAGACGGCGUUUGGGCUGGCGGGCGGUGGGUAGCUUGGGGCACGCAGAACAGGGAGACGGCGCUCAGGAAGAUUGAGGGGUCGCACUGGGAGGUGAAGAUUAUUGAUGGGCUGGCAAACCCAUACUUCGUCGCUUCAGCAGUCUUACUAGCGGGGAUCAGGGGAGUGGAAACAGAGGAGAAGAUGGUUUGGGACGAUUGCGAGAUGGACCCGGCCAAGUUGAGUGAUAUGGAUCGGAAGGAGCUGGGAAUUUCGCAGAUGCUUCCGGCUAGUGUUGAGGAGGCGUUGAGGGCGCUGCAGGAGGAUACGGAGAUGGUGGAGAUGUUGGGGCAUGAGUUGGUGGAGAGGUAUGUGGCUAUCAAAGAGUUUGAGGACGAGUUUUUGGGGAAGAUGGGGGCUGAGGUGAGGAGGUUGUGGUUGAUGGAGCGGUAUUAG